AUGGAGUAUGCCCUAAGUGAGUUGAAGCCAUGUAGAGGCGGAUCCUUGCCUUUAAAAGUUCCUGACAGUGCAAGUUACGACGAUCUUUUAAGCGCUGCACUAAAAAAACGUAAAGCAUUCGAUAGGCGAUUUCGGGCAGAAAGAGGUUAUGUUCUUGCUUACCCGGACACAAGUCUUGCUAGGAAAAUUCCUGGCACUGAGGACGAAUUUGUGCUGAAGAAGUACAAGGAAUGGCUGGGCAAACCAUACUCUAGGAUCACUCUUUACCUCAGCCCUGUGACCAGUACAAGUGAAGACAAAUUAGAUGAAAUGGCGGAGGAUGAAAUCACAUUUAACGCAGACGAUGACAACUAUGGUCAGAACAGUUUGGAAGAUGAAGAAAAUGAAGGCAGUGUGGAAAACAUGUCUUCCAGUGAUGUAUUACAUGGAAAUAUCAGCUCAUAUUUGACAACAGAUUUUAU
Messenger RNA from Paramuricea clavata, 461 nucleotides. The record is from the annotation of a GenBank genome assembly. NCBI's taxonomy places the organism in Eukaryota, Metazoa, Cnidaria, Anthozoa, Malacalcyonacea, Plexauridae.